UCACGAUCCAUCCGAGCAGUAAAAUAUUUUUAAAGAGAUAUGAGAGGGACUUUAUAAAUAUAAAAAUCAUUUUUUGAGAGUCAAUGGAAGAAUGCGCUUUCUAGGAAUAAAGCAGAGUUUACUGAUUGGUUCGUGAUGACAUUUUUUUUUGUGAGAAACAUUUAUUGCGUCGAAUUAUUGGACAAUCAACCGGUUAUUGUUAUUAAUUAUUUUACUGAAGUGUUAUGAAUUCGCGAAGUCAUUGGAAUGAGUCACCGGUACUUCUGCUGACACACGCUACAUCACAACUUCAGAAUGAUGUAUCAAGAAAAUGAAAAUUAUUGGAUUAAUAACGAUUACCAAAAAUUAAUCGACAUGGACAUCUAUUUCCGUCACCGAUUUUCAAUAAAAAUCAUUUAAAAAUCGAAUAACGAUUUUUCUGCAAACAAUUUUCAACAGAAAAGAGAGCUUUCAAAAAAUCGUUAUCACUGGAGUUGGAAUCCGUGACAUCAAUCUGUGGAAUAAAAAAAAGGGCAGAAUGACCACCGAAGGAACAAUAAUCGACGAGGAUGGAUUCGGAGUUAUUCCCAUCAUCACCGAUGAUAACAGAAAUUUUGAAAUUGUUAAGAGAUAUACAUUGACUAAUAAGACGAAAGCAUCGGUGACUCUAAUCACGUGGGGUGCUGGCAUCCAGGGGAUUCGGGUGCCGAAUUAUCGGGGAAUCCUCGGAGAUGUUGUCCUGGGAUUCGACGACAUCGAUGGAUAUUGGAAUAAUCGACAUGUGGGGAGGAUUCUGGGUCGUGUGACAAGACGUGUGUCUACUGAUAUUUCUCCUAGCUUAUCACACGAUCCUCUUGUCUCAGGAAUCAAUAAUAAAUCCCCAGGAUUUGAUAGCGUCAACUGGGACAGCUACAUCCUCGGAGAACAAGUGGUCAUGUCUCAUUUGAGUAGAAAUGACAGAUUUCAUCCUGGAGAAGUGCUGACUCAAGUUAAAUACAGCUGGAGCGAUAACAACGAGCUUUUCAUGGACCUCAGGGCGAGCUGUACCAGACCGACACCCGUGGACAUCACCUCCUUCUGUCUCUUCAAUCUCGCGGGCCAUGGCAUGGGCUCUGAGGAGCUCAACAAACAUGUGGUCUCCAUUAAUGCCAGCAAGUGGCUGCACUCUGAUGUGAGAACAAAAUUACCCAGUGGAGCUGUUCGCUCCGUUCGCAAAACGAAAUUCGACCUUCGAACUCCCACGGAAUUGAACCUGAAGAGGCUGGAGAGCAUCCCCGGGGGUGGAUACGAUCAUUUUUUCUGUGUCAAUUCUCCCAGCACUUUGUGUUACAGAUUUCACGCUAGGGUAUUGCAUCCGGAUUCUGGGAGAGUAUUGGAAGUGAAUUCCAAUCAGGCUGGACUACAUUUUUAUACAGCCAACGAAUUCCCCCGACUCCAGGAGGAUCUUCAUUACUGGGACAGGAGCGAAAGUCCUUGCAGACGAGAUAAGAAUAAUAAUUCGAGGGGUAAAUCUUCUGGAAUUCCUGCCAAGGGUGGUGUUAUGUACAAAAGACACUCUGGAUUCUCAAUUUCUCCUCGAAAUUAUCCGGACUCCGUGAACUUUAACCAUUUUCCAUCCAACAUUCUCUACCCUGGGCACGACUAUCACUACGCAAUGGCUUUGAAAUUUGGAAUAAAAAAAAGCAUUCCAGAAUAAAACCACAAUAUUCUCUCUGGUAUAAAUAACAUGUAUUUAUAAUCGAUCUACAGACAAUAAAAAUUACAAUUCUACAUUAA
Messenger RNA from Fopius arisanus, 1755 nucleotides. RefSeq names its product aldose 1-epimerase-like. The record is from RefSeq and is a predicted model, not a curated record. Gene Ontology annotation, biological process: glucose metabolic process; beta-D-galactose catabolic process via UDP-galactose, Leloir pathway. The transcript is spliced from 7 exons. NCBI's taxonomy places the organism in Eukaryota, Metazoa, Arthropoda, Insecta, Hymenoptera, Braconidae. Gene Ontology annotation, molecular function: aldose 1-epimerase activity; carbohydrate binding. Bases 518 to 1675 code for a protein of 385 amino acids.